AUGAAUUCAUCACAACUCCCACCUCAAUAUCCAAGGCAAGAAGAUGGUGUUGUUCUUACAACUCAUGUUGGUUCAAGUCUUGUGAGACAAAAUAGCUCACCUGCUGGCUUGUUUUCUCAACUCAAUCCUCAAGAUGAUUAUUUCGGGUCGAGAUUAAGGAAUCACGCAAACUUCUCUUCCUCGGGAAUGUUGUCCCGAAUAUCGGAAGUCCCGGACGAGCCAAAAAUCGAAACCAGUGAAAAUUCGUUUUCUUGCUAUGGAUCUUGGAACAAUGAUCAUUCGUAUUACGCUGAAUAUUUCCCGGUUGGGAUCAAGAGGGAGAUUGAUGAUGACGAUGAUCGAGCACCAUCGUUUGCUAAAACAAAUAAUCAGACUGUGGAGCUUAAAAAUAGGCAACAUAUAUUGUCACACAAGUUAAGUUUACCCAAGAGUUCUGCAGCUGAAUUUGGUGUUACGGAGAACUUAUUGCAUCUUCAAGACACGGUUCCUUGUAAAGUUCGCGCCAAGCGCGGUUGUGCCACUCAUCCACGAAGCAUAGCCGAGAGGGUGAGAAGGACAAAAAUCAGUGAAAGAAUGAGAAGAUUGCAAGACCUUGUACCAAACAUGGAUAAGUUGCUUGGGCUUGGGAGAGUGAACCUGGGCCGUCGGCCCGUUUCCUGUCAGUGA
Molecule: messenger RNA, 666 nt
Organism: Striga hermonthica
Lineage: Eukaryota; Viridiplantae; Streptophyta; Magnoliopsida; Lamiales; Orobanchaceae
Source: the annotation of a GenBank genome assembly